Messenger RNA from Drosophila guanche, 2012 nucleotides. Its product is annotated as reticulocalbin-2. Gene Ontology annotation, cellular component: endoplasmic reticulum. Bases 357 to 1391 code for a protein of 344 amino acids. Gene Ontology annotation, molecular function: calcium ion binding. Lineage: Eukaryota; Metazoa; Arthropoda; Insecta; Diptera; Drosophilidae. The transcript has 4 exons. The record is from RefSeq and is a predicted model, not a curated record.
GAAAGUGUUUUGAAAAAUAAUAAUAAAUCCAGUAGGUAACGAACGAAUAUAUGCAAUUAAAACCAUAGCAAAACGCAAGAACGCAAAGCUAAGCUGUCUAAAGGAAAGAAAAAUCAAGAAAGGAGCGACACUGUUUUGGCCAGAGCGAAAGGUGAACAGAGUUCAUUUAUUUUUCUGCUAUUACGUGUGUGCCCCUGUAGCCGCCGGCAGACUAAGAGACCACAAGUGGCCCCAGUCCCACUUCCCAUAUGUGUUUGUAGUUAGCUGCGCGUGUGUGAGGUUUCAAGAGGCUGUGCUGCCAAAAAAAGAAACAAAUCGAACAACAGAGAGAACGCCGUUCCGCAUAAUCAAUUAAAAUGCCCAGAAAUCUUCCCAUGUUUCCGCUUGUGCUGUGCACAGUGGCAGUGUUCGCUGCCGUAGUGCCCAUGCCCGCUUUCGGAGCCGUUGCGACGCAUAAGCAUUCGGCACACGAGAAUCACUUGAGCAAGGAGCGGGUAAAGGACGGAAUCCAUGCACCGAGGGAUGCUCACCAUCAUGGCGAGGAUGGCGAGCACAAUGUGGAGUUCGACCACGAGGCCAUCAUUGGCAAUACGAAAGAGGCGCAGGAAUUCGACACGCUGACGCCGGAGGAGUCGAAAAGGCGCCUGCUCGUGCUGGUUAAGCUGAUGGAUCUCAACAAGGAUGAGUUUGUUGACCGACAUGAACUGAAAGCAUGGAUAUUAAGGUCUUUUAAAAAGCUUUCCGAAGAGGAGGCAGCUGAUCGCUUUGAUGAAAUCGAUCAAGAAACGGAUGAGAGAAUCACGUGGAAGGAGUACUUACAGGACACCUAUUCCAUGGAAGAUGAGAAUUUUAAGAAGGAGACCAUCGACUUUGACAACUACGAGGAGGAGCAGAAAAUGAUUAAGCAGGAUAAGGAGAUGUUUAAUGCAGCCGAUAUAAACAAGGACGGCGUGCUGAGUCUCGAGGAAUUUGUGUACUUCCACAAUCCCGAGGAACAUCCACAGAUGCUUCCCAUACUCCUGGAGCACACCAUGCAGGACAAGGACUUGAAUCACGAUGGCAAGAUUAAUUUCCAGGAGUUUGUGGGCGAGGCUGCCUCACAUCACGACAAGGAAUGGCUUCUAACUGAGAAGGAGCGCUUCGACAAGGAUCACGAUAUCAAUGGGGACGGUGUGCUCACGGGCAACGAGGUGCUCUCGUGGAUAGUGCCCAGCAAUACGGCGAUUGCUAGCGAUGAGGUGGACCAUCUGUUUGUCUCCACCGACGAGGAUCACGACGAUCGUCUCUCCUAUCUGGAGAUCCUCAAGAACUAUGAGACUUUUGUGGGCAGCGAGGCCACAGACUACGGAGACCAUCUGCAGAACAUCAACCACCUGGCCGAUGAGCUCUAAUAUGUAAAUCUGUAUUACGAAUGAACUCUGCUGUAUAGAGUUAUACAACAUUUGUGUGUGUGUAGCAUUAUACUUCCCAUUUGUAUAGUUAGUAAAUGUAUGUUUUAUUUAUGUAAAUCCAAGAAUCCCCCCAAAAUGAAGCAAAAAUCAAUAUCGCUAAUUGAGCGUUUCUUACGAAUUUCAUUUGCAUGUCCAAGCUUGCCAUCUACGUGUACCAAUUAAAUUAUGUGUAGUAAUUUAUACAGACACCAAAUCUACAAUAAUCAUAAUAAGAAUAAUGUAAUAAAUCAUUUUUACUAAAAUAUUUAUGUGACCAAAGCUGUAUUAUACCUUUACACGUGCCAUAAAUGUUUUUUAGUUCAAGGGAAACAUUGUUUAAUUAUGUUUUGUAUGACUAGAGUUGAGUUUUUCAAUCGCUAAAUUAGAUUACUUAUGAAUAAUUGCUGUCUAUGGAGCGUAGCCCAUUUAUACAAAGGUUUUUUUUAGCAGCGUGUUCCUUUGACUAGAUUUCACACUCGUCUGUACCGAAAAAUAUUUAUGCUUAGCUCUAUGACCCUAUGACCUUAUCUUAUUUUGCGGUUAGCUUUAUGCCACAAAAUACAAAUCGAAUAUUUAUGUUUA